Somion occarium is the source of this 597-nucleotide messenger RNA. The record is from the annotation of a GenBank genome assembly. Lineage: Eukaryota; Fungi; Basidiomycota; Agaricomycetes; Polyporales; Cerrenaceae.
AUGGACUUUGCAUUAGAGCCCAUCCCAAAACCCAAAGCAGAUUCCGGGGGCUACACACUCAACUCCGAGCGGAGGACUCCUCUUGCCGAGGUUGAAAAUGAGAAAUCGUUGAACCGAAAGUUCCGGCGAUACAAGCGGUUAGGACCCGAGUCAACGUUCUGCCCGGAUAUCUGGUCAUGUAAGAUAGGCGUUCAACUUCAGGUUCUCCGACAUCCCACAAUUUGUCUGAGCCAAAUUGGUGAUAUGACACAGGACACAUCGCUGAUGCAUUGUCGAGCGUCCCCUCCGCCUAUUCCCUUGCUCCUGCCGUUCGUUCGUGCUCUUUGGGAUCUAGCUAUCUGCCAGCAGAUUCGUCAUGAACAUCUUGCUAUAGCCGCCGAAUCUUCUGGCGUCGGGCAAAGUGUAGCUCAAGAAGAGCCAGAAGAGUUUCCUGUUGAACACCGUUCGGUGCGAUUAUCUGAUACGGUUCCAUCAAGAAACACUGCUAUGGCUCAUCGUCCUACGCCCCGCUGCCACCAUUGGCGUCAUCGACUUGACGAAUGUAAAUCGAUUUCAAGUCUUCGGAGCCCACACCCUGCAAAGCGACACAAGAAGUAA